CGCGGCCGGGGCUGUGCGGGACGCGGCCGGCGCGGCCCGUCAGUCGGUGGCGGGGACGCUGCGGGGAGCGAUGUCCGAGUGCGCGGCUGAGAGGGGGAGGAUGGCGGGGCUGCUGCUCCUCUGCGCGGCCUCGGCGCUGCUGUUGGCGGCCGUGGGGGCCAUCCCGCCGCCCGAGGAGGCGGCACGCAUGGCACGCUUCGUCCUGCACAGCUGCGACUGGGGCGCGCUGGCCACGCUAUCGGCGCAGGAGGGGCUGCGCGGCCGCCCCUUCGCCAACAUCUUCUCCAUCAGCGACGGGCCUCCCGGGCCCUUCGGCGGCAGCGGCGUCCCCUACCUGUACCUGACGGACAUGGAGAUCUCCGUGCAGGACCUGGAGGUCAAUUCAAAUGCCUCCUUAACUGUGUCUUUGGCACAGACUCCUUACUGCAGGAGGCACAGAUAUGAUCCCCAGAAUCCCCUCUGUGCCCACAUAAUCUUCGUUGGGAGCAUUGUGAAGGUGAAUGAUUCAGAAGCAGUCUUGGCAAAAAAAGCAUUAUUCAGUCGCCACCCUGAAAUGGAAAGUUGGCCUAAGGAUCAUGAUUGGUUCUUUGCCAAAUUCAACAUCACCAAUAUCUGGGUCCUCGACUACUUUGGUGGAUUGAAAAUUGUGACACCAGAAGAAUAUUACAGUGUCAAACCUUAUGGUCUACUGGAUGCAGUGUCUGAAGUCAUAAGGUGGGAGAAGAUCCGUGUGAUGCUGAUGUGGAAAUGAAUUUACUUCGGCUGUUUCAUGAAAGAUUUGUUUUUCCUGUGUAUUGUAGAGCUGAAUUAAUAACACAGUAAAUCAAACACCUCACGUUGUUAAUGAGCAUGUAUUACCCUUAUAAGGCAGAUUUAACUUCUCACUAACUUGAAUCAUGUCGUGCUCAAAAACCUUUGUGCAUGAGCCAAAACUAAAUUUUAUUCAUUGGAUGUGAUUUUGGAAAGGUGGCUGACAGUCUGCAUUCAGAAGUGUUGUGUUUACUGGAAUCCAAAGGAUUAGUCCAGUUCUAAAGCUUUCAAUGCCUUAGUUGAAUAAUAUGUUUGUGAGCACUCUCCAAUUCUGUUUUAUUUUUAAUAACCAGUUUAGUUUAGAAUUUUAUGGCAAAGAACCACAGGAUGGCUCAGCUGACUCGGCUCAGUGGAAUGGAAAGCACUGCUUGUGUUACAAGGGUAAAUGAUGUGCUGAGUUCCCAAAUCCUGUUAAGAAUUUCCUUUGCACACUGACACACUCGCUCGUUUGAGCCGUUUUUUUAUUUUGCUGCCUAUGCUGAAUGUGCUGUAGGAUACAGUUGUAUUUAUGCAAACUGCACAUGUACCUCAGGAUAAGUUCUUGGUACCUCUUCAGUGGUUACAUGCCCUGACCCUUUAAUAGAAGCAGGUUGAUAAUACCUCAAGUAUCUGACUUGAGUAUAAGAAGAGUAGUGGCUUGUAAAUUCAGUGACACUCUUGUAAAGGAUAAAUGUUUUUUGAUUAGGAUUCUGAAAUCUUCAGCUUUAGCAAGGUGUCAGUUUUUAUUUCCCUCAACAGUAGAACUGAGAAGAUUUUUGGGUUUGGAAGCCUUACACAUCACUUCUGGGUUAGUAACCCAGAAGUGAAAAAUAAGCAAUACAGUAUGACACACAUGAUUCAUGAUUUGUAGAGAAUGAAAAUUAAUGAAAGGUGUGCAUAGUUAUUUCUGUGUUAAAAUAACUUGCACACAACCACAAAAAAAACCCCAAAUUAACACCUUUUUACAUUCUUUCUCAUCUGCUGUGUGCUAAGUUCACAAACACUAAAAACUAUUCAUGAAUAACUAAGUUGGUUUUACAAUGAGCAAAUAUUACCUAGUUGACCUAGAAUGUGAGAAUUUAGACUCCUUAAAGGCAGAUUCUUAUAUAGAACAGUGGGAUUUCUCAUAUAAAAUCCCUACAUCUUAAUGUUGUUGUUAUAUCACUCCUUUUCUCAAAUACUGGAAUGAUUUGUGAAAAUAUUUGUUAUGUGACUUAUUAAGUUUUCCUUCUCCAGAAAGGGAGGGAAGGUACUUUUUACUGUUCUUCUAUUUUAAAACUAAUUUAGAGUAAAAAAAACUUUACAAUAUGGAAACAAUUUAUGUUGAACAGGUAAUACUGAUAUUUAAUAUGAAAUUGAAAAGUAUUUUUAUAUAAGGCAUGACAGUUGUGGAAACUCAUAUGAAUCUUUGUCAUGGACUUAAUCUUUACUGUGAGAACACCUGAAUGCAUUACAUGUCACCCUGUAACUUCUCAUGUGUGAGACUGGUGAUGCUGAGCUUUUGUUAAAAUUAAAAUAUUUUUUGACAAGC
Molecule: messenger RNA, 2320 nt
Organism: Pipra filicauda (Wire-tailed manakin)
Lineage: Eukaryota; Metazoa; Chordata; Aves; Passeriformes; Pipridae
Gene: CREG1
Product: cellular repressor of E1A stimulated genes 1
Exons: 5
Coding region: 71-751 (226 amino acids)
Source: RefSeq, a predicted model, not a curated record